CUGUUUGAUGUGGCUUCGUGGUGCCGCUUGGGUGUGUGACGUUGUCACAGAGAUAGGGGUGGGCCUUGUGGCCACUGUUUCUUUAUGGUACUCGUCGAUGGGUGUGCGAACGCCUGGGAACUCGUUUCCCGGAACUCGACCUGAACGCUGGUCACCAUUUUUUGUUGCUCCAAGUCGUACAACUUGUAUGCUUUCUGGGCCUCAGCGUAGCCCAUCAUGACGCAUUUGAUGGCCUUGGGCGAUGCAUCCAAACACGCGAAGUUUGUCCAGGCGGGCACGGUGUCCCGUGAAGGCCUCGAUCGGGGUGGUAGUGGCCGCUGAGCCGUGCGUGGGGCACCCUGUUCUGGAUGAACACUGCGGUGUUCACCGCCUCUGCCCACCAUCGCUUGGCGAGGCCGGCAUGGGACAUCAUUGCCAUUGCCAUUUCCAUGAUGGAACGGUCUUCAGUGUCUCGUUGAAGUCUUGGGACGAAUCCUCCGGCCCGCCGUCAGAUCGGAAGAUCUUGAUCUUGCGGCCGGUCUGGACCUCCGACCAAGACUUCAACUUGGUGAAGUUUUCCUGUUGACUGGCAGAGUCCGUUGACUUGACGAACCUGACGACCUUCAUGCCUGAUCCGACAUCGAGGGCCCUUCGUGUCGGACACCCAACACUCCCCUGGGAGGAACGACCGUGUGCGUUCCUUGGGAGUCCCUUCGGUGAACCGAGUCCCAUUGCGCCGCGAUCGAUUCACUGCUGCGGUGGCGAUGGUAUACUUGGGGGUGUCAGUUGCGAAGUUGCAUUCCUCAGUUGUCGUGGCGAGGUCCAAGACGUAGACCUUUCGGUUAGGUCGACUGUCGCCAUUGCGACUGUGUUGGUGCCGUGCAUGAUACUGCAUCCAUGAGCAUCGAGUGUGACAGCGAACUUCGGGUCGCGCCGCAUCAUGGCAGAGACCGACAGGAGAGUUGACGGCAUUGCGUCAAUUA
This is a messenger RNA of Aphanomyces invadans, 962 nucleotides long. RefSeq lists its product as hypothetical. The transcript is spliced from 7 exons. The coding region runs from base 242 to 565 and encodes 107 amino acids. The record is from RefSeq and is a predicted model, not a curated record. Lineage: Eukaryota; Oomycota; Saprolegniomycetes; Saprolegniales; Verrucalvaceae.